CCGCGUCUCAUGUUUUCCACAGCCCCUCCACGUUUCAACCAUCCUUCUUGCCGGGUUGUUUGCAUUGGUCGAUAAUAAACUUUUGAAGUCAAACUAUUCACUGCUUCUUCUGUUGGAUUUACGCUCGUUGCAAAGCUUUACGGACAUAAUUCAACAAGGACCCGGACGCGGCCAAAAUUUCCCAGCAGACGCCUGGUUACUGCCAUGGCCUCGCAAGCAUCACAUGUCUCCGUAGGAGCUCUCAGUGGGAUUUUUGACGCCACAAAACCUCAGAUCUCUGAACCUAUCGUUCAAUGUGUCCAAGUCAAGCCACUGCCACCCCAAGCAAACAAUCAGGAACGAUACAGGGUUGUUUUCAGCGAUAUAUCAAACUAUGUGCAGACAAUGCUUGCCAUCCAAGCAAAUCAUUUUGUGACGGAUGGUCUCCUACGCAAAGGCUGUUUUGUGAGGCUCAAGCAAUUUCAAGCAAACUCCGUUAAAGGAAAAAAGAUUCUUAUUGUUCUUGACCUCGAGGUUCUCAAGGAACUGGGAGAGGCUGAAAAGCUUGGCGAACCGAAACCCUUGGAGAGCAAAGCAGAGGAGGAAGAGAAGCCACAACCCACGACAAUCUCCAGCAAUGGGUUCUACGGGGCCAAAGCUCAAAAUGCACCCUCGCAAAUCAGCUCCCGGGCUCAGCAUACACGGCCUAUGCAGGGAUCUGCACCUGCCACUAUAUAUCCCAUUGAGGCGAUUUCUCCAUAUGCUCAUAAGUGGACGAUCAAAGCGCGAUGCACGAGCAAGUCUCCCAUAAAAACUUUCCACGGAAGGAGUGGUGACGGCACGCUCUUUAGUGUCAAUCUGCUGGAUGAUAGUGGCGAAAUCCGCGCCACCGGGUUUAAUGAGCAGUGUUCUGCGUUGUACGAUCUCUUUCAAGAGGGUGAGGUCUACUACAUUUCCAGCCCCUGCCGCGUUCAGAUUGCGAAGAAACAAUUUACGAAUCUCAACAAUGAUUAUGAGCUUACAUUUGAAAGAGAUACUUUGGUCGAGAAGGCGGAAGAACAGAAUGACGUCCCACAAGUGCGUUUCAAUUUCACCACUAUUGGAGACUUACAGUCUGUUGAGAAGGAUACGACGAUCGAUGUUAUAGGAGUGUUGAAAGAUGUUGGAGAGACCACGCAGAUCGUGUCAAAAACAACAAAGAAGCCCUAUGACAAGCGCGAACUGACAUUGGUCGACAACACGGGAUUCUCUGUGCGAUUGACGAUCUGGGGCACGACGGCAAUGAAUUUUGCUGCCAGCCCAGAGUCUGUGGUAGCCUUCAAGGGAGUCAAAGUCUCCGACUUUGGCGGAAAGAGCUUGAGUUUACUCAGUUCAGGUUCUGUGACUGUGGACCCCGAUAUUGAAGAAGCACAUAGACUCAAAGGCUGGUACGAUGCGCAAGGUCGGAAUGAGAAUUUUGCUUCUCAUGCUUCAUCAGUCGGAACGAUGUCCGCCACGAAACGAGAUCAAUUGAAAACCAUCGCCCAAGUUCGCGAGGAGCAGCUGGGCAUGUCAGAGGAGCCUUCCUACUUUACACUAAGGGCGACCGUCGUGUACAUAAAACAGGACAACCUGUGUUACCCCGCAUGUCUUUCGGAGGGUUGUAAUAAGAAGGUCACAGAGGUCGACCCCGGUCAGUGGCGUUGCGAGCGUUGCGACAAGACUCACCCACGCGCAGAGUAUCGCUAUAUAAUGCUUGUCAACGUCAGUGAUCACACUGGACAGCUUUAUCUUAACUGUUUCGAUGACGUUGGCCGGUUGUUGUUGGGUAUGAGUGCGAACCAGCUCAUGGAAUUGCCUCAGAACGACGGUAAGGCACUUGGCAACGUUAUUCAGAAUGCCACCUGUCGCACCUGGACUUUCGGAUGCAGAGCAAAGAUAGAUCAUUAUGGGGAUCAGCAACGAAUUCGAUACCAAGUAUCGUAUGCCAAACCCGUCAACUACUCCGAAGAGGCAUCUCGUCUUGCAGAUAUCAUUGACAGUUACAGUAUCUCCUAAUUAUGUUCUGAUCUUGUGGGCGGUUGAUGGCUUUUGCUUUCCUCAAAGCUAUUCUAUAGCAUUUUUGUCGUUGUCGACCCUUUUCCUGCCUUGUUUGUAUCGACUUGAGGUAUAGAAAUUUGGGAACGACUCAGAAUAAUGUGGCGUUACUUGAGUGAAUCUAAUCUCAUGGAAUAA
Messenger RNA from Aspergillus nidulans FGSC A4, 2193 nucleotides. Its product is annotated as replication factor A subunit protein RFA1. NCBI's taxonomy places the organism in Eukaryota, Fungi, Ascomycota, Eurotiomycetes, Eurotiales, Aspergillaceae. The transcript has 6 exons. Bases 205 to 2016 code for a protein of 603 amino acids. Gene Ontology annotation, biological process: telomere maintenance via telomerase; DNA recombination; DNA replication. Gene Ontology annotation, cellular component: chromosome, telomeric region; DNA replication factor A complex; nucleus. The record is from RefSeq and is a predicted model, not a curated record. Gene Ontology annotation, molecular function: DNA binding; sequence-specific DNA binding.